AUGCCCUAUGAGCCCCUUCCUCUCUUCCCGGACACUCUUGAGGAGGAGGUGGAGGAGGAGGAAGUGGUCGCACCUCCUGCUCUGCCCUAUGUCCCUACCUCAGUCCCCACCCCACCUCCUCCUACUGUGUACCCUCGUGUGGUUCCUCCUACUGCGCCUCCUCCAUCCUCACCCCCCUUGGCUACCCCUCCUCCUCCUUUCAUUCCCUCUCCUCUUCCACCCUCCAUCCCUCCUGCACCUGCCCCACCCUCCUCUUCGUCUUCCACGGCGCCGCUCGUUGGUGAGGGGGGGACAGUGGUGUCGCCGUCUGUGAUGAUCACCGACGGGCAGCGCCUUGUGACUGAGCAGCUGCAGGACGAGAGCAGCAUGGAUGGAGUGCAGCAGAGUGGGGGGCAGGAGACAGGGGAGCAGCAGACAGGGGAGCAGCAGAUUGGGGAGCAGCAGAUAGGGGAGGAGCAGAUUGGGGAGCAGCAGACAGGGGACCCGCAGACAGGGGAGCAGGAGAUGUGGGGAAUUAGAGAUGGUGGUCGUGUGCUGGUUUCUGGGACGAUCACUGCACCACCGCUGCGUCGCUCCACUCGCAUCACUCGUGGUGUCCCGCCUGUUAAGUAUGCUUGGGCAGUAGUGAUUGAGCCGGCGGUUGGCGACGUGCCAGCCGUCAAGCGCGCCACGUACCAGCAGAGGAGGGCGGACGAUGCCGCCACGUCACACCCUCACUGGCGCCGCACAGCGGGUCGAGGCACUACCACGUCCGCUGCCGCAGGUCCCGCGGCAGCCACUGCCGCAGGUUCAGCGGCAGCAACUGGUGCAGACUCGCGCGCACAGCCUGCUAACAAGCCCACCCGCGCCCCUGAGGGCGCACUGAAAAGGGGACGGAGUUUGGGCGCAUGGUGGCGGACGCGAAGGCGCUGGGAGCAGCAUGGGGAGUGCCAUGCAUCGACAGUCCCGAGGAGGCAGAGGCACAGUGCGCACUGCUCAAUGCAUCUGGCGUCUGUGAUGUGGUGUGUACGGGUGACUCGGACGCGUUUCUAUUUGGAGCCAAGGCCGUGGUUCGUGAUAUCUGCCUGCACAAAGAUCGCCAUGGGGCUUUUUCUAGGCUCAGACUACUCACAGGGCGUCUCUGGUGCUCCCACACUCCGUGCCAGGCAAGGUGCGGUGCAGAGGGUGGCAGCACUGGGUGAAGAUGGCGUGCUGACAGCGAUCAGAGAAAGAGGCCUGGCUGCCAUUUCUGCCCCCAGAGCUCGCAAAAGAGUGGGACCCGGCGCAGGGGCACAAGGGAAGAAGGGACAGCAGAGGAGGACGGGAGUUGGGGACGGGGAAGGGAGAGGCAGGGGAGGUGUAAUAGGAUUGAGUGAGAGCGGUAUGAGUGGUUGUGUUGGUGUUGGUACAGGGAUUAGCAGUCGGGCAGAGGGGAACCCGUCAGCAGGAGAACGAGGGCGUGAGCAAGGGGCGAGGGAGGUGGAGGAGGAGGGGGAAGAGCAGGCGAGGGAGGAUGCUGCGAGGGUGAUAGAGGCGUUUCUGAACCCACCAUGUCACGGCGCUGCAUCGGGUGCAGUCACGAGUGCGUUACAGAAGCACUGCAGCCCAUCACAUGCUGACAUCGUCGCUUUCUGUGACCGGCACAUGGCAUGGCCUGCUGAUGUCACAGCACGAUACAUUGGGUCCAAGCUGGCAGAACGAGACCUCAGGCGGUUGCACCUGGUGCAGCAGGCAGCAGAGAUCUGCGUGACACCUGGGAGGGAAUCUUCCAGGAAAGCGGAUGAAGUGGGGGGGAUGCUGGAUGGAGUGAGGUACAGAGUGGGUGGCAUAGUGAAGGAGCGGUGGGUGGCUGGGCAUAGAAUGUUUGAGGUUUCAUGGACUGGGCAGCCUGAAGUUGAAAACUCGGUUGUUCGGGCAGAACUGCUCACCAGGUAA
Molecule: messenger RNA, 1914 nt
Organism: Closterium sp. Naga37s-1
Lineage: Eukaryota; Viridiplantae; Streptophyta; Zygnematophyceae; Desmidiales; Closteriaceae
Source: the annotation of a GenBank genome assembly